AUGGCCCCUAAGAUGGCUAAAAUCAAAAACAGAGGACAAGAGAGAUAUCUACAAGCCAACAACAGAGAACUCAACACAAUUUUUGGAUAUCCAGACAAUACCAUCAAGACCUCAAAAUAUACUGCCUUAAACUUCUUGCCUCUGAACCUAUUUGAACAGUUCCAGAGACUUGCAAAUGCAUAUUUCCUCAUUUUGCUAUUCCUACAGUUGAUUCCCCAGAUCUCUUCCUUGACAUGGUACACAACGGUGAUACCGCUGAUGGUGGUGCUGUCCAUAACAGGAGUGAAAGAUGCCAUCGAUGACCUGAAAAGGCACCAAAAUGACAAUCAAGUCAACAACCGUUCUGUUCUACGGCUAGUGAAUGGCAGGAUGGAGGAGGACAAAUGGAUGAAUGUCCAAGUGGGAGAUAUAAUAAAACUAGAAAAUAAUCAGCCUGUCUCAGCAGAUAUACUAUUGCUCUCUAGCAGUGAGCCAUACAGUCUGACGUUCAUAGAAACUGCAGAGCUGGAUGGUGAAACUAACUUGAAAGUGAAGCACGCCAUCUCAGUUACCCGUGUUGUGGAAGAUAACCUGAAGUUUCUGUCUGCCUUUGAUGGAGAAGUGAGGUGUGAGCCUCCUAAUAACAGACUGGACAGAUUCACAGGAAAACUGACCUAUAAGGGAGAAAACUACCUCCUGGACCAUGACAAGCUGCUACUCCGAGGCUGCAUCGUCAGGAAUACAGAUUGGUGCUAUGGUUUGGUGAUUUAUACAGGACCAGACACCAAAUUAAUGCAGAAUUGUGGAAAGUCCACCUUUAAACGGACACAGAUAGACCAUCUCAUGAAUGUGCUUGUGCUCUGGAUUUUCCUGCUUUUAGUCAUCAUGUGUUUUAUCCUAGCAAUUGGGCAUGGCAUUUGGGAGAACAAGACAGGCUACUAUUUCCAGAUUUUUUUGCCAUGGGAAGAAUAUCUCUCUUCAUCAGCUACCUCUGCCAUCCUCAUGUUCUGGUCCUAUGUCAUUAUUCUCAACACCAUGGUGCCUAUUUCCCUCUACAUCAGUGUUGAAAUAAUAAGAUUGGGCAACAGUUACUAUAUCAACUGGGAUCGGAAGAUGUUUUACGCACCAAAGAACACACCAGCACAGGCUCGCACCACUACCCUUAAUGAGGAGCUUGGCCAGGUCAAAUAUGUGUUCUCCGACAAAACAGGGACCCUGACUCAGAACAUCAUGAUUUUCAACAAGUGUUCUAUUAAUGGAAAGAUCUAUGGUGAUACCCGUGACAAGAAUGGACAGAGGCUGAGAGUCUCUGAGGUGUUCCAGAAAGAAAAGGUUGACUUCUCCUACAACAAACUGGCUGAUGCUAAGUUUUCAUUUUAUGACAAGACUUUGGUGGAAGCAGUGAAAAAGGGAGAUCACAGCGUGCACUUGUUUUUCCUCUCACUCUCCUUGUGUCAUACCGUGAUGUCAGAAGAGAAAGUGGAAGGUAUGCUGGUGUACCAGGCUCAGUCCCCAGAUGAAGGUGCCCUGUGCACUGCUGCCAGAAACUUUGGCUUUGUGUUCCGUUCCCGCACAUCUGAGACAAUCACAGUGGUCAAAAUGGGGAAAACUAAAGUCUACCAACUGCUGGCUAUUUUGGACUUCGACAAUGUGCGCAAGAGGAUGUCUGUUAUUGUGCGGACACCUGAAGAUCAGCUGAUGUUGUUCUGCAAGGGUGCAGACACCAUCAUCUGUGAGCGGCUUCAUCCAUCCUGUAGACCCCUCAGUGAUGUGACCAUGGAACAUUUAGAUGAUUUUGCCAGUGAAGGCCUUCGCACUCUUAUGGUGGCCUACCGAGAGUUAGAUGAUGCAUUCUUCCAGUCCUGGAGCAAGAAGCACAGUGAAGCCUACCUGUCUUUGGAGAAUCGUGAAGAUAAAUUAUCAAGUGCCUAUGAAGAGAUUGAAAGAGACUUGAUGCUAUUAGGGGCCACAGCCAUAGAAGACAAGCUGCAAGAUGAAGUACCUGAGACAAUCUUCACCCUGAACAAAGCCAAGAUUAAAAUAUGGGUUUUAACUGGAGAUAAGCAAGAGACUGCCGUGAACAUUGCCUACUCCUGUAAUAUAUUUGAGGAUGAAAUGGAUGGGAUGUUCUUUGUGGAAGGCAGAGAUAGUGAGACUGUUCAUCGAGAGCUCAGGGAAGCAAGGAACAAGAUGAAACCCGAGUCUCUACUGGAAUCAGACCCAGUAAACAUUUACCUAACCCGGAAGCACAAAAUUCCUUUCAAAGUACCUGAGGAGGUGCCCAAUGGCAACUAUGGCUUGAUCAUCAAUGGCUACAGUCUGGUCUAUGCUCUAGAAGAGAACCUGGAGCUGGAACUGCUGCGAACGGCAUGCAUGUGCAAGGGAGUGAUCUGCUGCCGGAUGACACCCCUUCAGAAGGCCCAGGUGGUAGAGCUGGUGAAGAGGUACAAGAAGGUGGUGACACUGGCCAUCGGGGAUGGGGCCAAUGACGUCAGCAUGAUCAAAGCUGCCAACAUUGGGGUCGGUAUCUGCGGCCAUGAAGGGAUGCAGGCCAUGCUCAAUAGUGAUUUCGCCUUUUGCCAGUUCCGCUAUCUCCAGCGUCUACUCUUGGUCCAUGGCCGCUGGUCUUAUAAUCGCAUGUGCAAGUUUCUCAGCUACUUCUUUUACAAGAACUUUGCCUUCACCCUGGUGCACUUCUGGUAUGCCUUCUUCAACGGGUUCUCUGCACAGACAGUUUAUGAUACUUGGUUUAUCACUUGCUACAAUCUGAUCUACACUGCUCUUCCUGUUCUGGGCGUGAGUCUGUUUGAUCAGGAUGUGAAUGAAACAUGGAGCCUACGUUUCCCAGAGCUGUAUGAGCCAGGCCAGCACAACCUUUAUUUCAACAAGAAGUCAUUUGUGAAGUGUUUAAUGCAUGGGAUCUACAGUUCCUUUGUGCUGUUUUUUGUCCCCAUGGGGACCAUUUACAACUCAGAGCGCAAUGACGGGAGGGACAUCUCCGACUUCCAGUCCUUCUCUCUGAUAGUGCAGACUGCAUUGAUCUGGGUGGUCACAAUGCAGAUUGCACUGAAGACAACCUACUGGACAACAAUAAGCCACUUCUUCAUCUGGGGUAGCCUGGGUGCCUACUUUUGCAUCUUAUUGCUCCUGUACAGUGAUGGCUUGUGCCUAACAUUCCCCAGCAUCUUCCAGUUUCUAGGUGUGGCCAGGAAUACUAUGAAUCAGCCACAAAUGUGGCUGAGCGUUAUCCUCAGCGUAGUCCUCUGCAUAGUGCCUGUGAUUGGGUACCAAUUUCUCAAACCACUAUGCUGGCCCCUCAGUGUGGACAAGGUUUUUGACAGAAUUCAUCACUGCAUGAAACAUCCACAGCCACCUCCAGUCCACAUCAAACUGAAACAUGCAAGCUCUCGACGUUCUGCCUAUGCGUUCUCUCACCAACAGGGUUUUGGGGCCCUCAUCACUUCCGGCAAGACAAUGAAGUCCAAGGAGCCCAAGAAAAACAGCUUUUCUUUGAAAAAGUAG
This is a messenger RNA of Cynocephalus volans (Philippine flying lemur), 3501 nucleotides long. Its product is annotated as phospholipid-transporting ATPase FetA-like. NCBI's taxonomy places the organism in Eukaryota, Metazoa, Chordata, Mammalia, Dermoptera, Cynocephalidae. Gene Ontology annotation, biological process: Golgi organization; phospholipid translocation. The record is from RefSeq and is a predicted model, not a curated record. Gene Ontology annotation, cellular component: plasma membrane; trans-Golgi network. Bases 1 to 3501 code for a protein of 1166 amino acids. The transcript is spliced from 27 exons. Gene Ontology annotation, molecular function: ATP binding; ATPase-coupled intramembrane lipid carrier activity; ATP hydrolysis activity.